AUGGAUAUAGACAUUGAUUUACCAACAUGUAUACAAGCCAGAUUUAAGUCUGAAACAGGCGAAGAAACCGGAAGCCCUUUGGAUUUGCCCUUAAAUAUUACAAAGGAUCAACUUAGUCUUAUUUGCAAUGCUCUAUUACAAGAGGAAGAUAAACCCUUUUUGUUUUUCGUAAAUGAAACAGAAAUAAUUACAACGCUCAAAGACGCUCUUGAUUGCAAUAAAUUGAAUUCAGAGGUGGUUGUCGAUAUAAUUUAUCAACAACAAGCUGUCUUCAAAGUUAGACCAGUGACCAGAUGUACCAGUUCAAUACCAGGUCAUGCAGAGGCAGUUAUUUCGACAAACUUCAGUCCAUGCGGUAAACAUUUAGCUAGUGGAUCGGGUGACACCACUGUUAGGUUUUGGGAUAUUAAUACUCAAACUCCUUUGCAUGUAUGUAAAGGGCACACCAACUGGGUUCUAUGUAUUAGUUGGUCACCUGACGGUUUAAAGCUAGCAUCAGCAUGCAAACAAGGCCGUAUUAUGCUGUGGGACCCCAUUACAGGCAAUCAAGUUGGUAAAACUAUGAUAGGUCACAAACAAUGGAUAACAGCUUUAGCCUGGGAACCAUACUUGAGAAAUCCAGAGUGUCGAAAACUGGCAAGCUCAUCGAAAGAUGGAGAUUGUAGAAUAUGGGAUACAUUAACAGGAAAUACCAUACUAAAUUUAAGUGGUCAUUCUAAAGCAGUUACGGGUGUCAAGUGGGGAGGCACUGGCCUUAUAUACACAUCUUCCCAGGAUAGGACUAUAAAGGUGUGGAGAGCUGAAGAUGGAAUUCUCUGCAGAACUUUAGAAGGCCAUGCUCAUUGGGUGAACACUAUGGCUUUGAGUACCGAUUACAUACUGCGCACAGGACCAUUUCAUCCAAUUCUUGACAAGAAAGACCCUUCUGAUGACAAAAAAAUACUUCAGCAAAGGGCAUUGGAAAGGUAUGAGCAGACAUGCCAACAGAAUUCGGAGCGUCUUGUGUCUGGAUCGGAUGACUUCACAUUGUUCCUUUGGAUACCAGAAAAGGAAAAACGUCCAUUGGCAAGAAUGACAGGACAUCAGCAGUUGAUUAAUGAUGUGAAAUUUUCUCCAGAUUCACGGGUCAUAGCAUCGGCGUCUUUUGACAAAUCAGUGAAACUAUGGGAAGCCGCCACUGGUAAAUUUAUAACGACAUUGAGAGGCCAUGUACAGGCAGUAUACAUGGUGGCUUGGUCUGCUGAUUCACGACUUCUAUUAAGCUCUAGUGCCGAUUCAACUUUGAAGGUAUGGAACAUGAAAACAAAAAAAUUGGAGUUGGACCUCCCUGGCCAUGCUGAUGAAGUAUAUGCUGUUGAUUGGUCACCAGAUGGCGCUUAUGUUGCAUCAGGUGGCAAAGAUAAAGUAUUAAAAUUGUGGCAACAUUGA
This is a messenger RNA of Leptosia nina, 1428 nucleotides long. NCBI's taxonomy places the organism in Eukaryota, Metazoa, Arthropoda, Insecta, Lepidoptera, Pieridae. The record is from the annotation of a GenBank genome assembly.